GCUGUCAAACUCUGGGGAAGCUGCAAGAAGUUACAAGUCAGACAUUCCUAUGUACACUUGACCCUUCAGUUUGGCUAUCCUGACGAUGGGGCACCUGGAAAACUCCACAGCCUCCUCCAACUACUUCUCCGUGCACACGGACAGCGCCACGCUCUCCCAGGCGCACAAAAGCAGCGGGAACGCUUACUUCUACAUGCUGAUAGUCAUGGCUUUCUACGGAAUCUUCCUGUGUGGGAUCAUGCUGGGCUACUUUCGCUCCAAGAGGAAGGAGAAGAAGCGGAUCAACGUCUUCACACGUCUGGUGCACGAGGAGGAGCAACGGGAGUGGGGCGCACUGCCCAAAAAGCACAGCUUGGCGGGGUUGCGCGCUAUGCACGUGUCCCUGCCUUUCAACCACGGGGACCACUUAGGACACCUCCAGCACGAGGGCGCGCUGUCUGUGCCGCUGGCGUGCGCAUUCUGCGCGGAGCACAGCAGCGUCAGCUCUUUGUGCUCCUCGGCGGACGCGCACUUCGCCAUUGAGGAGGAGUCGGACAGCGGCACGGCAGAGGGAUCGGACGACAACCCGAAGGUCAACUCCGAAAACAGCGGGGAGGAUUUGAGCUGAGAGCGCGGCCAGAAGAGGAGAGAACCAUCACCCGCAGACAAGAAGGUUCCCACGCACAGAAGGCUUUUGCGUGUCAUAGAGGCUGGCCCAGUCAACGUCUGGUUUCGUCAUCCAGUUAUCACUAAUUAACAAAACAAACAAAAAAAAAAAAACAGCACAAUGUGUUUAUCCAUCAAAGAGUCU
This is a messenger RNA of Thalassophryne amazonica, 790 nucleotides long. RefSeq names its product potassium voltage-gated channel, Isk-related family, member 4 (gene kcne4). The record is from RefSeq and is a predicted model, not a curated record. Gene Ontology annotation, cellular component: membrane. The transcript has 2 exons. Lineage: Eukaryota; Metazoa; Chordata; Actinopteri; Batrachoidiformes; Batrachoididae. The coding region runs from base 86 to 607 and encodes 173 amino acids. Gene Ontology annotation, molecular function: potassium channel regulator activity; voltage-gated potassium channel activity involved in ventricular cardiac muscle cell action potential repolarization; transmembrane transporter binding. Gene Ontology annotation, biological process: negative regulation of delayed rectifier potassium channel activity; ventricular cardiac muscle cell action potential; membrane repolarization during action potential.